AUGACGGGCGCCAAGAAAAGAUCGGGAGCAGCGUUAGUGGAUGCGGUUCAAUCGAAAGCGCCAAAAUCAAGUACAGUUGCCCAAGAAAAAAACAGUCAAAUUCCAAUUGUAUGGAAAAAGGAUCAUGUAAAAACUCAAAUUUUCGGAAAUGAAAAACCAUCCAAAAAAAGAACUCCGCUAGUGGCUCCUAGAGUUCAGCAAUCAAAAAUUGAAGCGCAAACUUCUCAGGCUGUGGAAAAAAAACAGGAAGACCAAACUUUCGCUGCCACCGUGAAGAUGUCAAAAACAAGUCUAAAAACUUCUCCCAAAAACGACGGAGAAUUAUGGGCAGAUAUUCAGAAGUUGUCGCCCCAUACGGGAAUAAUAAUUCAUAGCUUCAUAAAGCAGUACAACGACUCGCUCAAGAAUCUCAAGAAGAAAGACUUGGUGGUCAGCAAGAAAAUGAGAGCCAUCGCCAUGGACUCGUUGAAGAAAAAAUCGGAAAAUAUCAGCUUGAAGGAAAAGUUGACAAAUAUGGAACUGGAGCUGGCCCAACUGAAAACGGAUCUCCUCGAGCAGCAGGAGAAGAACGCAGAGAACAUCCAGAAGUACACGGAAAUCAACAAAAAGUACACCAACUGCGAGCAACACUACGACAAGGAGCUGGAAAUCAUAAAAGCCUGUGUUGAGAAGAAAAAUUCAGAGCUUCGAGAUGCUCAAUUCCGGAUUUCCCUGCAGGCCCAAGAGCUGAAUAAUAUGCAGCAAACGAAUCGUGAGUUAGCUGGAGCCUGCAAUGGUUAUAAAACGGAUUUGGAAGAGGCAGAAAUGGCCAAAUCUAAGAUCCUACAGGAACUUACCGGUCUCAAAGAGAUGCACGAAGAUCUACAGCUUCAAUUUGAAGAAGUGUCUGCACAAAGGGAAAACUGCGAGGCAAACAUUUUACAAUUAAGCAGCGACUUAAAUGCCAAGAUGCUUGCCUGCGCCGAGCUUGAAGAUCGCAUUGAGCAGCUGCCAAUAGAGGCCAACAAAGCUUUGUCGAAACUGCAAAGUAAUUUGGAAGCCAGUGAAUUGCAGUUCGUGGAGCAGCAACGAUUGACUGAUCAGGCCACAAAGGAACUCGAACUUGUUCGCAAUGAGAUAAAUACGUUAAAGACGCUCAUUGAGGAAAAGGAAAGAAGUCAUGUUUCCCUAAGUGAUGAACUAACUCAAAUGACGGAGAGAUUGAGCGAGCUGGCUGAUAUCAACGAAAGUUAUCUCAAUGAGUUGACUGAAACAAAGUUGAAGCAUACCCAGGAAAUAAAAGAGCAAGCAGAUGCCUACGAGAUUGUUGUUCAAGAGUUAAAAGAGAGCUUGAACAAGGCUUCAGUUGAUUUUACUCAGCUAAAAAGCAACAGUGAGAAACUACACAAAGAAACCCUUCUGCAGGUCUCCCAACUUCAGGAAAAACUUACUGAAAUGGUGUCCCAUCGCAGCAAUCAGGAGGAGCUAGUGAAGCGUCUUGGUGACGAACUUCAAGAAAAAACUCACAGUUUUGAAGAAGAACUCAAAAGACAACAGGUGCAGCUAGCUAAUCAAAUGCAGAUGAAGACCACUGAAGUUGCGAGCGAAAAUAAGCGCAACGCUGUUCAGAUACAAACACUCAAAUCUGAACUCGAAGACAGGAAUAAAGCUUUUAAGGCUCAACAAGACAAAUUGGAAUUUUUGAUUAGUGAUCUUGAUAAACUUAAGAACGCUAUUAUCAAUCUUCAGGCUGAAAAAAUGGAAAUCGAGAGUGAAUUAUCCACGGCCAAAGUUAAAUUUAGCGAGGAAUUACAGUUCCAGAAAGAUAGCUUAAUGAAAAAGGUAUCCGAAUUGGAGCUUGAAAUUAAAAGAAAGGAAAACGAAUUGAUUGAACUUGAGCGUGAAAAGAACAAUGAAAUGGCCGUGCUGCAAUUUAAAAUGAAUCGAAUUAACUGCGUGAUCGACCAACCAGUGACCACAAUUAAACAGCUAAAAGAUUCCAAAGGGCCAACCAAAACUGAGAGCAUUCCUACCAAGGUGCAACCGGAAAAUACGGACGGAUUUUCAGGCACUGCCAAAAAGCGUAAUGCUCGUCGUCAAAAAAUUACCACUUAUUCCUCCGACUUUGAUAGCGGUGAUGAUAUGCCAAUCUUGGGCAACUCUUUAAACGGCAAACGUGUCAAAUUAUGUACGCCCAUCAAGCCACAAAAUAAUAUUGAUUUGUUCGACAUGUUGAAGAAUUCUAAAUAACUAAGCAGUACAACGAACGUACAGACAACAUUAUAAAUUCUUACUCUUUGUUUUUAGUAAAAUGAAAGAAUAUUGAGUUUAGAAAUUCAUUCAAAACUUUAAAUAUCAUUUAAACAUCUGUACUUCUUUGAAAACUUGUCUGAAACUGGCAAGCUAUUUUUAAGAUGAU
This is a messenger RNA of Drosophila mauritiana, 2398 nucleotides long. RefSeq names its product early endosome antigen 1 (gene c(3)G). The record is from RefSeq and is a predicted model, not a curated record. Lineage: Eukaryota; Metazoa; Arthropoda; Insecta; Diptera; Drosophilidae. The coding region runs from base 1 to 2229 and encodes 742 amino acids. The transcript has 8 exons.